AUGGACCCAACAACGCAGGAGAAGCAAGAAACCGAAAUCACGGCUCUCAAAUCUAUCUACGACAACGACUUCAUCGAUUGCCCCCCGCCAAGAGCGUGGAAGGGCGCAGCCAGACUUCACGAAUUCAAGAUCCGCAUAUCCCAUCCUAGUGCUCCGGAUAAGACCUACUUCUGCCUACACACAACCUUCCCAAAGACAUACCCGAAUCAUGCUCGCGCAUCCUUUGCUGUCCAGCAGCCGGCGAAAGGGUUGACCCCCUCACAAAUGACCAAGUUAUCCCAAGCUAUCAAUGCCGAGGUCGCACAGUCAACUAUCGGCGAGGAGAUGGUGUUCUCGAUCGCCACCUUUGCGCAGGAGUGGUUGGAAAGUAACAUCGAGCCACCGACUGAAGUAGUGGGCUCGCUAGCUCUUCAGAUGACGCGGAGGGCGCAGGAGGAGGAGAGGGCACGCAAAGAACGCGAGGAGGCGGAGGCACAGCAAGCUGCAGAGCUAGAGAGGCGGCGUAUCGAGGCCUUCAAUGACGAAGUUCAAGCGAACUCUGUGCGGCAACAGGAAGAGCUGGAGCGGUUCCACGCACGAGCGCGCGCGAAGUCAGUUGCAUCGACGGUAGUGGAGGUGCAUGACGACUCGGGUACCUUGAUGGAGACGUUUGAUGAUUGGCUCGUCAUAGACAACAUACGUUUUCGUACCGUCAAGCUCUUUCACCCGCGCUCUGCGUCCGUCGACCGCCCGAGUAUCGAACAGGAUCUCGCGUAUCGUGGCAUAACUGACGAGGUCCCGAACAACACCGUGCGUCGCGACCCUCUGGGGACAAUUUGGAAGGCAGAGCCCGUAUGUGAUGACGCGCACGCGACUCUUCCGCUCGAGGUGCACACAGUCGAGAUCUCCAACCCAUACUAUGCCAAUGGCCAGGGUAUGAAGAAGUUGCGCGGCGUGGAGACAGAACUUCGUCGUCUCAUUAGUAUUCGUCACGAGAACCUACACCGGAUACAUGCUGUCAAACUCGAGACUCCCCUAUCCGGCUCUCCACGCCUCGCCAUCCUCAUGGACGAGCGUCCUCAGCUGACUCUGUACGAUAUCCUGGCCGACAACAACACCAUCAGGGUUGAACGUGCGGCUGAGUAUCUUGAGCAAGUUCUUCGAGCCCUGGGUGCUGUGCACAAGGCGGACUUAUUGCAUCGGGCUAUGGUCGUACAUAGCGUAGGGCUUGCGAACGGUCCUCGAGGCUCCUUUCAGAAGCGUGUUAAACUUAUGAACUCUGCCUACCUCAUCAAGCUGCUUGACCUUCAUCGCUCGAACCAGUUCGGCCCGUAUAUGCACACAAGUAUCUCGGAGAUCUAUCGUUUCAGCGAGGGAUGGCGAUCGCACGAUGAAGCGGAAAGCAUAUUGCGCUAUUCCCGCUUGCGAGAUCUGCAUGGCGCCGGGGUGAUCAUGCUUCAAAUGGGACUUGGCCUUACGGUCAUCGACGAGUAUCAGACUCCGCGCAGUGCUUUGGAACAGAUUAUGCCCAGACCACCUCCCAUGCUCGCUCACCACGUCAGUGCCCUCUGCUACGCGAAGAAGUCGGCCUCCUGCGAGUCUAUCUUGAAGGCGAUCACCAAGUACGGCCACAACUCCAACCGCACAGUGACAGCCGGCGCUACCACGUCGCCGAUAUCCAUACAUCAUGAUCCGCAGACGCCUCGUCAGGCAGACUAUGGGAGUUCGCCCGAACUCGACUAUUUCCGCGGACCGCAGAUGGCAAUCAGUUCGCCACCAGUCCAGGCGCCCAUUCACGCACGGAGUGAGCAACCGGAGUCUAGAAGUCGAUACGCCACAGACUUCAGAGAGCUCGAAGAGAUCGGUCAGGGCGGCUUCGGCAAGGUUAUGAAGUGCGAACAUCGAGUAGACGGACAUGUAUAUGCUAUCAAGAAGAUUCGUCUGAGUCCUCAAUCUGUCGAUGCGCGAGGCAAGGAGGACAAGAAGAACCUGAAGCUAUUCCGCGAGGUGCAGCUGCUAUCGCGACUAUCUCACAAGCACAUCGUUCGGUACCACUCCACGUGGCUUGAGGAGGCGGCGCCUUUAUCUCCGACGGAUGACGAGAGGACCGGUAGCGACAGUGGAGACGGUUGGGGUUCCGGUACGGAGACUGAACGCGAAGAUUCGUAUGUGGCCCGCCGCAAUGGCGCUGGAGGCGCAAACGGUUCGCGAGGUCUGCUCCCGCCGCCGAAGCUGCGGAAGGUGUCGCAAUUUCGCAUACCGGACAUGGACGAGCGAUCACCGGUAGUCGCAGGUUCGAGCUCGGACGAGUAUGAAGACGACCUGGUGGCGUUCACCGAUCCCUUCCGCCCCGACCUGAGCGAGCUUGAUAAGACCCAGACCAAGUCCACCGGUAGUUUCCCCAGUAUCUACUUCGGGUCUGGCUCAGGUCGUGGCGGGACCAGCGUUGAUGUCAACUUUGAUGUCGAUAGUGACGAGAGUGACGAAGUGGACGAUCUCAUACUUGGUGGUACAGUGAGCAGGUUGCCACCUGCUCUGACCAUCAAGACGAAUCAUCCUCCGGAUGUACCAAAACAGAUCCCACGUAUCCUAUACAUCCAGAUGGAAUAUGUGCCGAACCAAACAUUGGAAGAUCUCGUCAAGCAAGGCAUCGUCGAGGACACAGCGUGGCGGCUAUUCAGACAGGUUGUAGAGGCACUCGUUCAUAUGGAGAGCCUCAACAUCAUCCAUCGUGACAUCAAGCCUUCUAAUAUCUUCAUCGACAACGAAGGCAAUUGCAAAGUCGGCGACUUCGGCCUAGCUACGUCAAGUUUGAGUGUGAUCGCCGAAGAUCCUGCACCUUCGCCAUUCAAUGAUUCCGCUAUGCCAGAUAUGACAUCAGAGGUUGGUACACGCCUCUACAUAGCGCCAGAGGUCAUGUCGCGGUCAGUGAAGACUCCGAAGAAGCCUGGUGAAAAGCGAAAUCGUGUUGUACACCCCAAGGCAGACAUUUAUAGUGUGGGAAUUGUAUUCUUCGAGCUCAACUUUAGAGUCAGUACUGGAGCCGAGCGCAUCAAGGUGCUUGAAGACCUUCGGCGGCCCGAGAUACGUUUCCCAUCUGACUGGGAUCCUAAGCGUACGCGGCAGCGGGAGAUCAUUACUUGGUUGGUACAGCACGAUCCGGAUAAGCGUCCGACAGCCCUCGAGCUUCUCCGCAGUAGUCUGAUGCCUUACAACGUUGAGGAAGAGCACUUCAAAGGCGCACUUCGGCUGAUGACACAACCGGAUUCAGCGCACUAUCAGACAACGAUCGACGCCCUCUUUGAACAUCGCUCAAAUGGUGUGCGUGCGGCGCUAUACGACCAGAUAGCCGAGCCUCACCCGUUGACAUGGGUUGUCCGCGAUACCCUAGCGGGUAUGCUACGCCUGCACGGAGCGCACGAGGUCGAGCCGCCCUUGCUUGCACCGUUUUUAGACUCGGAUGACGCGGAACAUCGCGCGACCUUCAUUGACCGUCAUGGCGAGAUUGUUGCUCUACCGAACGACGCUCUGAUGCCUUUCGCGCGUCUUGCUGCUCGCGCUGGCCUCAACCGCAUCAAGCGCUUCCACAUCGGUGACGUAUACCGCCCGGCGCCUGUUGCGGGUCAUCCCAUCACGAGCAAGGCGGCAACCUUCGAUAUCAUCGCACACGACGUUGCUAGCGGUGCGAAUGUCUCUGUAGCAGAGUGCAUCAUAGUUGCGAACGAGAUCUUGGAUGUCUUUCCUGGGUUGUCUGCGCUAUACGAGAUCCGUAUCUCGCACUCCGCCGUUGUCGACAUGUGUCUGGAACGUAUCCCCGAGAAGUCACGUCAGGCAGCCUUAGAUAUUCUUGCCCAAAGCAAGUCUUCUUGGUCCCAGAAACGUGCACUCUUGGUGAAGAAAGGUCUUUUGCGGAGCGUCGUCGACGAGCUUGAAGUACUGGACGAAUGCGACGAAGAGCUUGACUUCGUCGUAACUCGGCUUGGGAAGGUUGCGCCCACUCUCCUUGAUUCACUGCGACCGCACCUCGCGGACAUCCGGCAAGUGAAAGAGUUUGCGGCGUUGUCCAUAUCGCGUCCGAUCCACUUCCACGCUCUUAUGCACGGCCCUCAUAUGUCGCAGUUCAAGCGCGGCGUCUGCUUCGAAAUAGUGCGGCGCGGUCGACGGGGUGACGUACUGGCGGCUGGUGGACGAUACGACCACUUAAUCUCUCAGCUUGCAUUGGCUCCCUCGACAGGCGAUGCUGCCGCGCAGCGGGCAAUCUGCAGCGUGGGAAUGCAAGUCAGCGUAGAGAAGAUAAUCAAUUAUGUCGGCGAACAUCAAGCGCAGUCUAUAGAGCGGCUGAUCAAGGAGCAGCGCUCUUUCGGAUACUGGACUUACCGUCGCUGCGACGUGUAUAUCGUCAGCUAUGCACCGGGCCAUCUAGAGGAACGUCUUGAGCUUGCGACCCUCUUGUGGCGACACGGCAUCGCGGCGGACCUGAUGUAUGAGGGUGCGCUUGAGUCUGGCGGCGCGCCCGAUGAGUUCAUGGAACUCUGCAGUAAGGAGGGCAUCCUGUUCUGUCUCUGGCCGCAGCGCGCGAGGAAGGAUCACGGUCCAGCUCAGGCCCUCUUCAAGAUCAAGAACCUGCUAACAGGACAGGUACAUGAAGUAUCCCGCGCGGAGCUCGUACGCUGGCUUCAGCAUGAACUCGCAGAGCAGAAGCGAGUCGAUGCAACGACUGCGGGCGCUCCGCCGCGAGCGGACUCCUCACCCAUUGUUCCGUCUGCGAGCAUCGGUUUUGGGUCGGGCAAGGCAGCUGGAAACGGCAUCCAAGAUGUCGCACUGGUGUUGCCCGCGGAUACGAAGAAGGGUUUCUUCGCAGGCAAGGGCGGGGCAAAGAAAAGCAGCACGUUGUUCUCAGAACGCGCAUACUCUCUGGCGGGCGAAGUACGUGCCGCAGCGUCACAGGGGAUGCCACUCAUCGCUGUUGACGUAUCGGCGAGCACCUUCGACCUAUUAUGCCGUUCGACGUCUUGGCUAGGCGACGAAGAUGCGUGGAAGGCAGUCAUUGCUAGCUUCCCUAUUCCGAACCCGGUAUAUGCGCUUCAGAUACGCGAGGCAGUGAAUAAGCGGCGUGCGGAGGGCAUUCGAUAUAUUCUGUUAUUCGCUGUCAGGGAAGAGAGAGUCCAUCUGCUCAAGUUGUGCUGA
Peniophora sp. CBMAI 1063 is the source of this 5166-nucleotide messenger RNA. NCBI's taxonomy places the organism in Eukaryota, Fungi, Basidiomycota, Agaricomycetes, Russulales, Peniophoraceae. The record is from the annotation of a GenBank genome assembly.